This is a messenger RNA of Scutellospora calospora, 585 nucleotides long. The record is from the annotation of a GenBank genome assembly. NCBI's taxonomy places the organism in Eukaryota, Fungi, Glomeromycota, Glomeromycetes, Diversisporales, Gigasporaceae.
GCCGCUGCUGUGAUAACGAAGGAAUUGGUUGAGAUAAAGAUCUCAUAUGAGGGAAUGAUUGUUGUAGAAGUAAUAGUAUCAUCAAUCAUGACUGCAGAAUUAGGCGAAAUAGAAUCUAUAGAAACAGCCGAUCCACGACGUUUAGAAAUUGUAUUUGGAGUUUUUGCUGCCAGCAGUAAUUUUGUAAUGUCUUCAUCUCCAUCCACAACGGAAGAACGCCUUCGCGAUGAUCUUGAUGGAGAGAAAAUAUUUGGUGAUAGAAACAUUGAAUUUGGUGGUAACAAAGCAAAAAAUGAAUAUGGGUUUUUAGUUUCAAAUAUAUUUGCUUCAGAAUAUGCUAAAAAUAUAUUAGAAAAUUUAGAAUUGAAAGAUCGUAAAUUAGUUAACUUGAUAAAAGCUUGUGAACAAGAAUUAAGAAUCAAGACAAAAAAACGUAUUAAUGAAGAUAAAGUUAAAGAUGAAAUCAUUAAAAAACUAAAAUGUGAAAAUACUUUACUUAAAAAACGUAUCGAAAAAUUAGAAAAUGAAGAGAAUAACAAAGAAAUUGAAGAAGUAAACCAAGAAAAAGAAGCGAAAGAAUUAUAA